AUGAAAGUUCUGCUCGUGGAUUUGAAUCUUCCAAGUCCAUUUGACAAUGAAGAACUUGUUGAUCAUCACGACGAAUUGAAUUUAUUGAAAUUAUUGCAAUAUAAUUUGAGAAAAAAACGAUCACUUCGGACACGAGGAUUUUCAAUGAAUUUUGAAUUAGUUUAUGCAAUGGGAGAUCUUGAUGGACUAACCAAUGAUGAAAAAACUUUAACAUUUAAUAGCGAUGUUAUACUUACGUAUCCUACUGAUAUAAAAAUUUCGUAUACUCAUUCAUGUAUUGUCAUCAGUUGUUAUGCAAGUCCUUAUGGAAUAACUAUUGUUGAUUUAGAAACAAAAAAGUUCAAAAAACAGCUCAUGACGGAUAAAAACCCUUCCUAUCUAUGCGUUGAGGAAAAUUAUGAUGGAAAAAAAGAUGCAUUGAUUUUUGUGUGUGAUGAAACUAAAUCUUUGACAAAAUAUGAUUUGAAUGCAUUAAUGAACCCACUUCUUCCAGAUGUAAUAGAUGCAAAAUCAAUCAAGCACAUUUGGAAAUAUGAAUUCAUUCAAUGCCCACAAGGAGUCACAGCCCGUAAUGGUCAAAUCUACGCUUGUUGUUCCAUGAAUAAUAUGAUAGAGGUGUUGGAUUCAUCAACUGGAUCAUUACUCGAUACUAUUUCACUUAAAUGUUCCCCAUAUGGUAUUGAUUUUUCAACGAGGGGUGAUUAUUUAAUUGUUUCAACAUCUGAAGAGGAAGGAAUUGUGAUUUUAUCACGAAAUGAAACAAGAUGGAAACGCCUUGAGCAAAAGAAUGAGUGUCAUUUCCACGAGCUUGAAGCUCCGUACGCUCUGGUAUUUGAUCGAAUUGCAAAUCAUUUGAUUGUGGCUGAUGACAGAAAUACCUUAUCGAUUUUCACACUUGAUGGUACUUUGGUGAAAAAAUUUACCCCCAAGAACCUUGUCAUUGAUCAAACAUACGGAGUGUGUGUUAAUGAGUUCACAGGUGAAUUACUUUUAUGUGAUCACAGUAAAAAUAGAGUACUAUUUUUCAAGUAA
Messenger RNA from Naegleria fowleri, 1032 nucleotides. RefSeq lists its product as uncharacterized. The transcript has a single exon. Lineage: Eukaryota; Heterolobosea; Eutetramitea; Acrasida; Naegleriidae. Gene Ontology annotation, biological process: protein polyubiquitination; proteasome-mediated ubiquitin-dependent protein catabolic process. Bases 1 to 1032 code for a protein of 343 amino acids. Gene Ontology annotation, molecular function: ubiquitin protein ligase activity. The record is from RefSeq and is a predicted model, not a curated record.